UUGACCCAUCUGACGUGCCACCUGUCGAACAACAGUUCCCAAAAGCCACAUAAACAAUAAUUCGACAAUGGUUCAAGGAAUCACCGUCCGAAUAUCCCACAGCAAUGAGUGUAUAUUCGAAAAAUCAACGGGAGAAGUUCCCAAAACCCUCGAAACCCUGACAAAAAGCCUGAAAGAACUCCAGAAAAAUGUCAAUGACGUCCUGACGUCCCUCGUAGACACCAAAGGUCAUGAUGCCGCCGAGAGUGGAGGAGACGAUGAUGAUGAGGAUGACAAUCCAGAACGGGUUAACCCCAAAAAAUGUAGAUUGGGAGACUGAACUGUGGAGUUGAGCACCAGAACGAGAACACGCAGACGCGGACCGGUUUCAUGGAUUAAUAAGUCAUUUAUGCUGUUCUGUAUUCGUUGAGAUAAAAUAAAGAGUUUUGAGGAAACGGGGGUAUCAUUGGUCUCUCACCGGGGAAAACUGUUUUAGUUUGAGUUUUGACGAAUCACGGGCUCGAAGGGGUUUACGAUCUGGUGGAACUGUCUGCUCACUCGUAAUAAAACGAUAAAUGACGUAAAUGAAGUGAGGACGGUUGAUAAAGUUAAUAUUUCAACUGGUGGAACCGACGUUGGAGCUCUCGCAGUUGAUAAUUGAUAAAAAAAUGUCGUCAACAAAUCCAAUAUCGAAUCAAGCGCAGCUCCGUUACCUAGUCGAGUGGUUCCAGGAGUGGUCGGAGAUGCAGCGCGGCGACUUCCUGGGUGUCCUAAUCACCUGCUGCGGUCCCCGUGACCUCGUAAACGGCCUAGUCCCGAGCAUCGAAACCCUCAACUGCAACGAAGAGGGCGCCAGGCCGGCGAGCCUCUUCCAGUGCCGAGUGAAAUUAUUCCGCGAGUGGUGCCAGAACUGGUCGCAGCAGGACAAAGAGUCCCUCCUGACGUCCAUCAAGAACAUCGACCCCAAGUUCGCGGAGAAGUACGAACGACGACUGAUUGACGGUCACGAUUACGAGGACGAGGCGGAGAACGGCUUCCCAGACUGUCCCUCGCCGGCUAAAGUCACGGAGGAGUCAUAACUGCGACUCCAGUCCCGCCGGAUCAGCUAUGGCUGUGCCAUAGGCCCCACGUACGCGCCGCUAGUUUUUUUUUCGUAGGAGAAAUUUAGCAAUCUUUGAUCUGAGAAAAUGAUUUUCUCUAUUUUUGUAUCCAAGAGCUGCUAGUCCGCUUCACUCUCGAAUUUAAUCGAACAUUCCAUCAAUCACAUUCCAUGUGUAAAUAAUGUAUUAUCAGGAGGAAUCACGACCGAAAUUGCUCAAUGCACUGAUUACUGUUCAUCUUGAUUAACAAUUUCUACAAUGAUUUUUCGUUCAACCCUAGGAUAAUCUAGACUAAAAGACCAUUUCGAGCGCGUCUUUAUUGAGAUUUUUUUUGCAAAACAAUACAUUAUUAAACCUAAUUUUCAUAAAUAUAUAAUAUAUUUUAUACGAACAUAUCACGUGUGUGUUUUACAUAUCACAGACUAUGUUUCCGCCCUUUUAGUGCGAACAAAGGAAAUCUCAAAAAGCAUCAUUUCGAUGUUCAUCAGUGAAAAAAUCGGCAGUUUUCGUAAUUCUUGUUAAUUAUUAAUGAA
Molecule: messenger RNA, 1612 nt
Organism: Diachasma alloeum
Lineage: Eukaryota; Metazoa; Arthropoda; Insecta; Hymenoptera; Braconidae
Exons: 3
Coding region: 648-1058 (136 amino acids)
Source: RefSeq, a predicted model, not a curated record